This is a messenger RNA of Erythranthe guttata (spotted monkey flower), 1695 nucleotides long. Its product is annotated as F-box protein At4g00755. Lineage: Eukaryota; Viridiplantae; Streptophyta; Magnoliopsida; Lamiales; Phrymaceae. The record is from RefSeq and is a predicted model, not a curated record. Gene Ontology annotation, molecular function: protein binding.
CUUCAGGGGGUUUAUCGUAAUAUAAACUAAAAAGAAAUUAGGCAGUGGGCCAGUGGCAUUAGUUCUACUUAGUUUAGUUACAAACUCCGAAGCCCAAAUUCUCGGCCGCAAUUUUCUGCACCAGUUCAAUCUAAUUCAACACCCUAAUAAAAAAAAAAAAAAAAAAAAAAUUGUUGAUGGAGAGACAACAACAAUUUAAUUCAACACCUCGUACGCUCUCUCAUAUAUAAAUAACGAGGAAAUCCCAACACGUUCGCAGCACACUCGUUCGUCGGUGUUUUCUCUCUCACAAAGUUUCAGAUUUCGAUUAACUGUAAUUGGAUUAGAGCAAUGGAGGAUAACCAAAGAGACGGGAUUCGAUCCGAUUUUCUGAAAUGCUUUGGGAUCGACGUGUCUGUUUAUAUCAUGAGCUUCUUAGAUGAUCCGGCUGACCUAGUUCGUGCAAGUGCCGUCUCGCACUUUUGGCGCCAAUUUGUGAUUGCGAAUGGACUUGCAAAACAGAUGUGCUUUAAAAAAUUCCCGCAACUCUCCAAUAUCGUCGCGGUAUCCGAUGCAAGCGAAAGCGAAAACAUUUCAGUGGACCCCACAGCACAGAAUAUUCUCGAGAGGAAUCACAAGGUAUAUAUAUCUCUAAUUCACGCCCUCACUAAAUCGAAGGUUUCUGCAAAGGAUUGCAUAGAGGAUGCAGUUAGUGCAUCAAGUACAGAUAAUUAUCCGGAGGAAAGUGUCGUCAAUACUCUUACGCCAAGAGAUAUAUUCGUUAGGAGACCUUCUUAUUGGUCAAGCAAAGGUCAAAGUAAUCCCGAAGUACCCGAGACUUUGAUUUACAAAUUACAAGAUGGUAUUUGGGUUAUUACCGAAAUUAAUAUUCAACCGUUUGAAGCUUUUUUCCAGUCUGGCAAACCCUUGUACUCGUCGAAAUUUGUACGGUUUCGAAUAGGUCAUACGAAAAACGGGAAAGAAAUUGAAGGUGACAUAAAAAAUUUGCCGCCGUAUAAGCGUACUGAUGACCUAUUUGUAUGGACUUACACUUCACCUGAAUUUCCUAUGGCGCAGGAGAAUCGUUUACAGCCAUUUAAGCUACCAGAACCAGUCGUUUGUGUCGGUGGAUAUUUGGAGAUUGAGUUGUCGGGUCGGGUUCAAAGACAGGAAAUGGACGGAUUAUUCUAUAUAUGUGUGUGUUACGUUCGAGUUUUAGGACAACCCCUCUCUCCUGCAUUUGAGAUAAGUAAGGUUGAGCCAAAUGGGAAUAUGGAGCUAAACUAUUACCCUGAAAAUCUGAAAUCCGUUAUGGAGAACUCUUCCGUUAGUGCCCCUACUAAUUUGCAACCACUCGAAGAAAACAUUUUGUGGGAACGAAUAGGUUUGCUGGAGGAUCUAUUACGUGGCAUGCAAGAUGGGGUUUUGCCCGUACUUGAGGAUUUUCCAGAUCUCGAUGCUGAUGUGGAUGAGGAUGAUGCCUGAUUCCUGCUUACAAAAUUGUUCGAUUAUUCGACUACUUAUCGAUCAAAUUUGCCCCAUUCCUAAACAGGACUUUUAUAGAGCAUAUAUAUGUGUUGUGUAAUGUUGACUUUGAGAACCGAGUUUUCUUGAUAAUGUAUUAUGCUGCGAAGAGUCUAAUAAAUAAUUUUAUAGACUUUGUAAUGAUCCAAAAGUAACAUUGAGGGUUAAAUAUAAUAAAAAGCAUAAAAUUGA